AUGAGAGAAAUUGUUCACAUACAAACCGGCCAGUGUGGUAACCAAAUAGGUGCCAAAUUCUGGGAAGUUAUCUCAGAUGAGCACGGUAUCGACUACUCUGGCUCUUAUGUUGGAGACACCGACCUUCAACUAGAAAGAAUAUCCGUAUAUUAUAACGAGGCAGCUGGUGGAAAACAUGUUCCACGCGCUGUCCUUGUCGACCUUGAACCCGGUACCAUGGACUCCGUUCGUGCGGGUCCUUUUGGUCAACUUUUCCGCCCAGAUAACUUCGUCUUUGGCCAAAGUGGUGCUGGUAACAACUGGGCUAAGGGUCACUACACAGAAGGUGCCGAACUUGUCGACUCCGUAUUAGAUGUCGUUCGCAAAGAAGCCGAGUCUUGUAACUGUUUACAAGGUUUCCAAUUCACUCACUCACUCGGUGGUGGUACUGGUGCCGGUAUGGGUACUUUGCUCAUCUCCAAAAUCCGUGAAGAAUAUCCCGACCGUAUGAUGUGCACAUUCUCUGUUGUACCUUCACCCAAGGUAUCAGACACUGUCGUCGAGCCAUAUAAUGCUACACUCUCCGUACAUCAAUUGGUUGAAAACUCCGAUGAGACUUUCUGUAUCGACAACGAGGCUUUAUACGAUAUCUGCUUCCGCACAUUAAAAUUGAGCACACCAACAUAUGGCGAUCUUAACCACCUAGUAUCCGCCGUCAUGAGUGGUGUUACGACAUGUUUGCGUUUCCCAGGUCAAUUAAACGCGGACCUGAGGAAGUUGGCUGUCAACAUGGUACCUUUCCCACGUCUUCACUUCUUCAUGGUUGGUUUUGCGCCCUUGACUUCCCGAGGAUCUCAAGGUUAUCGCGCCUUGACCGUCCCUGAGUUAACGCAACAGGUGUUCGACGCAAAGAAUAUGAUGGCUGCAUCAGAUCCUCGUCACGGAAGGUAUUUGACAGUUGCCGCCAUGUUCCGAGGUCGCUGUUCAAUGAAGGAAGUUGAAGAUCAAAUGUUGGCCGUACAAACCAAGAAUAGUUCAUACUUUGUCGAAUGGAUUCCCAGUAAUGUUAAAACCGCUGUUUGUGAUAUUCCACCAAAGGGUCUUAAGAUGUCGGUCACAUUUAUUGGUAAUUCUACUUCCAUCCAAGAAUUAUUCAAACGUAUCAGUGACCAGUUCACUGCUAUGUUCCGACGUAAGGCUUUCCUGCAUUGGUAUACUGGUGAGGGUAUGGAUGAAAUGGAAUUCACUGAAGCAGAAUCAAACAUGAACGAUCUGGUAUCUGAAUAUCAGCAAUACCAAGAAGCUUCUGCCGAAGAGGAGCAAGAAUACGAAGAAGAGGAGAUGGAAAACGAAGCCGAAGCUUAA
Messenger RNA from Acaulospora morrowiae, 1344 nucleotides. NCBI's taxonomy places the organism in Eukaryota, Fungi, Glomeromycota, Glomeromycetes, Diversisporales, Acaulosporaceae. The record is from the annotation of a GenBank genome assembly.